Phytophthora sojae is the source of this 288-nucleotide messenger RNA. RefSeq lists its product as hypothetical. The transcript has a single exon. The record is from RefSeq and is a predicted model, not a curated record. Lineage: Eukaryota; Oomycota; Peronosporomycetes; Peronosporales; Peronosporaceae. The annotation marks the transcript as partial.
CACUCGCGGCGCUGCGGCUUCCCUGAGUGCCAGAAGACAGCCAAGCGCGGCGGACUCUGCAUCUCGCACGGCGGCGGCAAGAAGUGUUCGGUGGAGGGCUGCACCACCAGCGUCGUGAGCCGUGGCUUCUGUGUCGCCCACGGCGGCGGCAAGCGGUGCCAGGCGCCGGCCUGCACCAAGAGCGCGCAGACCGGAGGGUUCUGCUGGAUCCACGGCGGCGGCAAGAAGUGCGGCUACCAGGACUGCAAGAAGCGCGCGCAGAGCGGUGGUGCCUGCAUCUCCCAUGGU